Messenger RNA from Plasmopara halstedii, 174 nucleotides. RefSeq lists its product as uncharacterized. Bases 1 to 174 code for a protein of 57 amino acids. The transcript is spliced from 2 exons. The record is from RefSeq and is a predicted model, not a curated record. NCBI's taxonomy places the organism in Eukaryota, Oomycota, Peronosporomycetes, Peronosporales, Peronosporaceae.
AUGCUAUUUCUGGACAGCGGCACAUAUCAAUGGGCCUUUAGCAGCGCGUUGCGCUCGGCGACCCUGCCCUAUGUGAAUUUAGCCACAAAUGAAAACAUUCAUGGUCUCUUGAAAGGUGAACACUUCUUUCGCUUUGCAAUUACUGCUUCCAGACUUGGCGAAUCUGCCGAUUGA